This is a messenger RNA of Sinocyclocheilus anshuiensis, 1284 nucleotides long. RefSeq names its product deleted in autism protein 1 homolog. The record is from RefSeq and is a predicted model, not a curated record. The transcript is spliced from 2 exons. NCBI's taxonomy places the organism in Eukaryota, Metazoa, Chordata, Actinopteri, Cypriniformes, Cyprinidae. Bases 260 to 1225 code for a protein of 321 amino acids.
GUUUGUUCUUUUUGUGUGCUUCUUUGCAGGCCAGCUUUUAUGUGCAUCAGCACUGUGCACUCCAAAGCAAUGCCUAUGAGAAUGUCUUAACCCAGCAAGCACUUGCAAGGGGGGGCUCUGCUAGUUUUUCCCCCUUUGGGAACUCCAGUUGAUGAGUCAACACUAGUGAUGGAGAUCCACUGAGUCCUGUCCCUGACACUAUUCAUUGCCCUUUCCCCCUUUCCCCUUUACCCCUGCCCUGCCUGGCUAGUGCACGAACAUGCUGCGCUUCCUCCCACUCAAGCUUGGCCGUUUGUACAGGUGUCUGAAGCUUCUUUUUGUCAUUGGCCUGUUUGUCAUCUUGCUGAUGAACACGCACAACCUCUUCGCCUCUUUCCAAAAGAAUGAACUCACCGACCGAAGGUUCAUCAACCUCAACAAGUGCCCAGCCUGCUUUGGCACCAGCUGGUGUCGCAAGUUCAUGAAUGGACAGAUAUCUUUCGAGACAUGGGGUCGCCUUCGCUUCCUGGAUAUCUUCAAUGUGAAAAAUGUUUUCUUUGCCCAGUACGGGGAGCCUCGUGAGGGUACACGGAGGAUUGUACUCAAGCGUUUGGGUUCCAACCAAGAGCUUACUGAUAUUGACCAGAAGAUUUGCAAGCGGGCAACAGGCCGACCUCGUUGCGAUCUUAUCCAGGCCAUUUACAAGACUGAGUUUGCCCGACUUAAUGGGGACGUCAGACUCCUAACCCCAGACGUUGUGGAAGGCUGGUCAGACCUUGUUCAAUGUCCGUCCCAAAGACUGCUGGACAGAAUAGUCAGGAGGUAUGCUGAGACAAAGGACUCUGGAAGCUUCCUCCUCAAGAACCUUAAGGACACAGAAAGAAUGCAGCUGCUGAUGACCUUGGCUUUCAAUCCAGAACCCUUAGUGCUUCAGAGUUUCCCGUCAGACGAAGGCUGGCCAUUUACGAAGUACCUGGGUGCUUGUGGGCGGAUGGUGGCUGUGAACUAUGUGGGCGAGGAGCUGUGGAGUUUCUUCAAUGCUCCCUGGGAAAAGAGAGUAGACCUGGCCAAGCAAUUGAUGGACAUUGCGGAGCAGCUUACUAACAACGACUUCGACUUUGCUCUCUAUCUGCUGGACGUCAGCUUCGAUAACUUCGCUGUGGGCCCGCGGGACGGGAAGGUCAUUGUGGUGGAUGCGGAGAAUGUUGUGGUGGCCGACAAGAGGUUGAUCAAACAGAGUAAGUAAAUAGAUUGCAUCUUUCCUACAUAUACAGUAAACCUCAAUCUGUACACACAGUGUUUCUU